UCCAUCCAUCCAUCCAUCCAUGUCUUCCUUUCCCCAUGCCAUUCCGCCACCUCCCUUUCUUCCCCCCACUGCCUUGUUAUAACCCCGCCUUGGUAACGGCCUCAAGCUCCUCACCUCCCUCUUUCCCGAACUCCGAGGAGCAGUUGUCUGUGAUACAGAGAGACAGAGAGAGAGAGAGAGACGAAGGACGAGAGGAAAAGCCCUCCUUUUUCCUACGAAUGAAGCACUCGAAGCCACUCACCGACCCCCCACAGCAACAGCAGCAGUCCGCAGCCCAUCGCCACUUCGCUCUGGUUUCCAAACCCCUCCUUGACUCCUCUACCCACCCCGACACUAACAACAACGCCUUUGCUCCCAGUCUCUUCUACGAGCCCACCUCCGUCCUCGACGCCCACCUCAGCUCCAGCCCCGCAACCGCCCCCGCUCCGGCCGGAGCCGGCGACCUCCCCCUCCUUUCCUGGGCUGGCGGCGGCGGCAGCGACGCCCACUACCAACAUCACCACCACCUCCCCACCUCCGACGACUGGGACAGUGCCUCAUGGUUCCUUUCCGAAAGGGACUUUGCCACGGCACACGUGAUAUUGUCGCGGCUCAAUCACCACAUCCCCUCGGCCGCGGUCUCCUCCUUCCAUAGAGCCCUCUCUCUCUUCAAGGAGGCGCUCUUGGCCUUGCUCCGCCCCUCCACCGCCGAGCCCCCGCUAUCCGCCGCCGAGCUCGUACGCCAUAUCGCCGCCCACAAGGCCUUCGCGGACCUCUCCCCUGUCCCCCACUUCGGCACCUUCACCGUCACCCAGACCCUGAUCGAGGCGCUCGACGGCGGAACCCGAUCCAUCCACCUCAUUGACUUCGACCUCGGCCUCGGCGGCCAUUGGUCGUCCUUCGCGCAGGAGCUCGCGGCGCGGUGCCGCGCCUCUCGCUCCUCUCCGCCGGCCGUGCGGAUCACUGCUGUCGUCGCGGAGGAGUCCGGGGAGACAGCCCUAGCCGCGGAGAACCUCCGCGACUUCGCCCGCAGCCUCAGCAUCAGCUUCGCCGUUAACUUCGUGCGCAUUGGCGGCCUCGGGACUCUCGCCCUCAGCGGGAUCCGCCUCGCCGGCGCCGGGGAGCCGACGGCCGUCGUCCUCACGCCCUCCGUCUUCCGCAUCCUCGGCCGCGACGCCGCGCCGGAGUCCACCGCCUCCCUCCUCCGUUUCAUCCGCCGGGCUUCCCCGCGGGUGGUUUUGUUCGUCGACGCGGAGGGCGGCUCCGCUGGGUCCGCCGUCGGCCCCCACCCCGCACCAUCGCUGCGGCGGACCGUGGCGGCCGGGGUGGAGCACUUCGCGGCAGUUCUGGAGUCGGUGGAGGCGACUGCGGCGGCGACAGGGGCCGGGGAGGAGGCCGUCCGGCGGAUCGAGCGGGCGGUGGUCCGUCCGUUAGUGGUGGGCACGGUGGGGGGAUGGGCGGGGCGGCCGGGCCCGUGGCGGGAGGUGUUCGCCGGGGCGGGGUGGUCGCGCGCCCCCUUCAGCGAGUCCACCGAGUCGCAGGCCGAGUGGCUCGUCCUGCGGGCCCCCGUCGAAGGCUAUCGUGUGUCGAGGAUGGACGGGGCCCUCGUGUUGAGCUGGAGGGGGAGAGAGCUGUCCUCCACGUCAGCAUGGAGGUGCUGAAUCGGGCGGUCCCCGUCUCCGCUGCUUCCGCUGGCGUCCUCCCUGUCCUCCUCGUGUGUCGAUGGCAUGAAUUAUUAUGUUUGCCCUCUCUUGUCGUUGUACUCCUCUCGUUGUCCACUUCCAUUUGAUUUCCUUCUCCCUUAAAUAUAGCAGCUGACAUGGCUUACAAACUAGACUGCGGUGGGACCGAAUAGCCGUCCCGUAAACCUGUGAGAUGGUAUCUCAUGUGUCUCCUAGUUUUUAUUUCGGACCAGGAAAAUGUAACAGCUGACUUGUUAAUUAAUUAUGAUGAUUAGCUGCGA
Musa acuminata AAA Group (dessert banana) is the source of this 1942-nucleotide messenger RNA. RefSeq names its product scarecrow-like protein 15. NCBI's taxonomy places the organism in Eukaryota, Viridiplantae, Streptophyta, Magnoliopsida, Zingiberales, Musaceae. The transcript is spliced from 2 exons. Gene Ontology annotation, biological process: regulation of DNA-templated transcription. Gene Ontology annotation, cellular component: nucleus. The coding region runs from base 36 to 1640 and encodes 534 amino acids. The record is from RefSeq and is a predicted model, not a curated record. Gene Ontology annotation, molecular function: sequence-specific DNA binding; DNA-binding transcription factor activity.